GUCUGACGUUCGCGCACGUCCAAGGAAAAAAAAAACGAAGUACAUUUUUCACCAGGCGUACACUCUUGUAUAAUGAUAAACACAUUUUUUUGGACACACGUUCUUUGACUUUGUUGUAUCCACUGCGGGACUAUCUUUGUCAUGGACAACACCACGACCGUGGAUCGGAAUGUUCGCCUCUCGCUGCUAAGGCAACCUUAUUGCUAGCAAAACUUGCUAUAAGCUACGAAGGUAGCCGCCAAGCGCUAAGCUAUGCGUUAGCACGUUAGCCUCACCUUGCUAAAAGCACCGACAAAGCGACAAAGGUGACCAAUAUGAUCCUGAGCAUGCAAGAGUGACUCUACAAUUUAUUUGGACUCCUGUCAGCAACACUUUACAAGGAAUCCCCCAAGCAUUCCACACAGUGAUCUGUCAAGAUUUCCCAUUAUGUUUUGCUGCACCUGAACCAUGUGAGGGUUUCUGCGUUGGAGUCUGGGGAAAAGACUGACCCUGUCCCUGAAAAGUGUGUUUCCCCACCCUGUUGUCCCCUUCAUCCCCUCCUACCCUGCCCACACAUUCCCCAUCUCCUCACCUUAAAAAAGGAGACACGCCAUGAUGUUCAGAGACCAGGUAGGUAUCCUCACGGACUGGUUCAAGGGCUGGAACGAGUGCGAACAGACGGUGGCGCUGUUGUCCCUUCUCAAGAGGGUGUCCCGCACCCAGGCUCGCUUUUUACACAUAUGCCUUGAACACUGGUUGGCGGACUGCACAGAGAUUCAUAUCCUGGAAGCGGAGGCCAACAAUGCAGCCAUAGUCAACCAGUGGCACCAGGAGCCCAAGGAGAAAGUGGUGUCCUUGCUUUUGUCCCAUCUGCCUUUGCUGCAGCCACGCAACAGCGAGGCCAAAUGUGAGUACAUGAAGCUGCUGCAGAAGGUGUUGAGUCACACCAUUGAGAGUAGCUUGUUUGUGGAGGAGAGCAGACAGUUACUGUCCUACGCGCUCAUCCACCCCGCCACUACGCUGGAGGACCGCACGUCCCUGGCUAUGUGGCUCAACCACCUGGAGGAGCAUCUAUCCGGCAGCUACGUGCCGUCCACACGGGCGCCGCCCAGCCCGUACCACCCGCGUCAGGGCUCGGACGAGUGGCACAGCUCGGCCGAGACCCUGGAGCCCGGCCACGCCUGGCACGAAAAGUCCCCCUCAUCUAGCACGUCUCCUGCAGGCCAGAACGGGCACAUGGCUUUUCCAGGCGGAUUGUCCUCUCCUGUAAACAGCAACAGCACAGGUCUAAGCGGGCAGAUGCAGCCCAGCCCCAUGAAGAAGUCCGUCAUCCCCUCCAGUCCCCAAGCCUGUGGCUCAGAGUGGGUCAGUCAGGAUGACACGAGUAGCCGGCAGAACUUCCUGCCGACAGACCAAGCGCCGCUUUCCCCGCAGAGCAGCGUGGCCUCCUCGGGUAGCGAGCAGACAGAAGAGCAGGGCUCAGCACGCAACACCUUCCAAGAGGACGGCAGUGGCAUGAAAGAUGUCCCCGCAUGGUUAAAAAGUCUCCGCCUUCACAAGUAUGCAUCGCUUUUCUCCCAAAUGACCUAUGAGGAGAUGAUGAUUCUCACGGAGCAUCAUCUGGAAUCUCAGAACGUCACCAAGGGAGCGCGGCAUAAAAUUGCCUUGAGCAUUCAAAAACUGCGUGAGCGGCAGAGUGUUCUCAAGUCUUUGGAAAAGGAUAUUUUGGAAGGAGGAAACCUGCGCAAUGCUCUGCAAGAGCUGCAGCAGAUCAUCAUCACGCCCAUCAAGGCUUACAGCACGUUGACGCAGACCCUGCAAGAGCCAGCCAGCGCACCUCCAGAUGCGACAAAGUCGGUGACGGAUAAAGACGCGGCCCGCGAGGGAUUUCAUUCCCACAGCACACCCGCCUGCGAUGGAGACUCCUCGGCGACGCCCAUCUCGGACGGUGACAUUGCCGGACAGUUCACCCGAGUCAUGGGAAAAGUGUGCACACAGCUGCUCGUGUCCAGGCCAGAUGAGGAGAAUAUCAGCUGCUACCUUCAGCUCAUUGAGAAGUGUCUAAUACACGAGGCUUUCACAGAAACCCAUAAGAAACGACUGGUUUCCUGGAAGCAGCAGGUCCUCAAACUGCUCCGCCUGGUCCCUCGUAAAGCCAUGCUGGACAUGCCCGUGUACCGACAGAAAGGCUGGGCCUACGGGUCCAACUCCCUCCCCACAGCGGGCUCUGUGAGCGGAGGCGUGGGCCGGCGGGGCCAGAGGCAGUUCCAGAUAACCCCCCGCGGACUCCAGGCGGGGCGCAUCGGUCUGCUGAGUCCCGGCGGAAUCGGCGGCGUCUCUCCCCGCCACACUCUCACCAAUCCUGCGCUGGCAGGCCAGGGUCGUCAAAGCUUGUGGUUCGCCAACCCCGGGGGCAGUAACAGCAUGCCAAGUCAAAGUCGCAGCUCUGUGCAGCGGACCCACUCACUUCCUGUCCACACCUCGCCGCAAACCAUGCUCAUGUUCCAGCAACAAGAUUGCCAAGUUCCAGGCGCUGACCUGGAGAUCAACCCUACGCUGGAGUCGCUGUGCCUCAGUAUGACGGAACACGCCUUAGGGGACGGAACUGACCGGACAUCGACAAUAUGAAAAGAAGACAAAAGAAGAAAAAAAAAAUCCUCAUCACCCAGCACAAAGAAUUACGUACGCUCAAGCAAACCAGGCAAAGCAGAAGCAGUCACUACAUAAUGACAAAAAAACUGUGUACAUGUUGUCUAAUAUUUUUGUACUUUAUUAUAUACAACUAAGUUUAUUAUUACACGAAAAAAAUGGAAUACAGAUAAUUAUUAUAUUGCAGGACAGGGAGGAAGGUUGAUGCCCGUGUCAUUUGCAGGACUGUGACAUGGCGCAAUUAUGAGCGAGCGAGCGAGAGAGCGCGAAAAGGAUCGGUGCUGUGUUCAAAACGGCCCUUUAUGAGUUCUCUUUCUUUUCCUUAUUCCCCGCAGACCUACGCUGCCUCGCGCGUGGAUCGGCCAGAAGUAAGGCACUUUUAUACAAACGGCACUAGACUGUAAUUGGCUUAAGAAGACACUUUUGAGACCCCGAAAGGCAUCUGAAAAGAUUCCCCACCCUUUGUUCAAACAGCGACUAGUCUCCUGACUGUCCACUCCAGAUUACUGAGAGGACGAGCAUUCAAUUUAAGAGCAGGCCUUGCCAUUUAUUCGAAGCGUUACACCCUAAAGCUCUCCACUAAAGCCAAAGAGAAGGGUUUUUGCAGUCUGUGGCUCACUCGGGAAGGAUUCCUGGCGACAGAAUGGUUUGACUUUAAAAAGCAGUCUGAGAUUGCUCGACUGCACUUUGUUUCCGUUAUAUCCUUUUUUUGUUUUCCCAACUAUCUCCCUACUGGCGUUAAUGAUGAUGAAUUAUCGCGUUUUACUGAGGAGCGAGGGUCGGCCGAGGGUUGCGCUAUUGCACAAGAGCUGAUUUGAAACAUGCUUCCUUUCCAGGGACCCCAAGUACAGGUUGUCCUCGGUUUUAGGACUGCAGUGGCAUAACACUAAAUUUCUAUUCAAAUCCAAACAUGCUGUGGUUUGUCACGAACCUGCAGUAAAGCAGUAAGUUGUUGUCCGUAAACACUUCUCAGGCCUAUAUAUAAAACAAUCCAAUUAAAUGAAUUCGGUAAGUACAGUGCUAACUGAUUAGCGAGACAUUCUUACGCAGCAGUACAUGCUAGUUCGUAACAUCCAAGUGUCAAAAUCCGAGGACCUCCUGGAUUGCUGUAACAUUCACAAGAUAAGAUAACUUUUAUUUGUCCCACACUGGGGAAAUUUGCGAGUACUGUACAAAAGCAAAAUCGAUAGAGUAGAGACAUGCCUGAAUUCGCGAAACUCUUGACAGUCGGCCCUCCAAAUUUGACCCAUGGACCCACUUUGGCACCCCGAAGUGCACCCUCUCUCCUGACACGUGACGAUUUGAUGACUCAUGCGUUUCCAAGGUGCUCCAAGAUGUCCAUAUUUUUCCAUUAGUGUCUGUGUUUCAGUAAGCCCUCAACAUUAUCACGUGGUAUCAGUGUUGAAUUGUUGAAAUAAUAGUAAAAAUAAUAAAAAUAAUAAUAAUGAUGAAUAAAUAAACAAAAGAAGCGGUCUUCUAACCCCGGCGUCUGUCUUGGAAUGUGACGGGGCCGAGGUGCAUGUAUGCUUGAAUAUGGUCUCUCUUUUGGCUCACUUUGUUCGGUUGUUUUGUAAGGCAGGGAUUAUAACUAUUUUGUUUUUUAUUUUGUGGCGGCACCCAUGGUUUAAAAAAAAAAAAAUAGAUGCUGAAACAGUGGAACCCUCAAAGUUGACUUCCAAGUUAUUCUACUUUGAAGUUUUCCUCUCGGAAAUAAUGUCAAGUAAAUGAACGAGUUUCAAAGUCAAACUGUAAACAUGAUGACAUACUAUGAACUAUUGGUGAUCAUUCCAUGAAAUGUUUCCCAUAGGUUAAAACAGUUCCCCGGUGUUUUGACUAGGUACCAACCGAUACGGAUAUUUUGAGGCCAAUUGCAAUGUUUGGCGGAAUAAAAUUCUGAUAACUGAUUAAUCGUCCGAUUAAUUUUUAAAAUAUAUAGUGGCUGAAAUAACUUCUUUUUUGGGGGGGGGCGACCCUUAAUACUUACAACAUUGAAAAUAUGAAUUGCACGGAGAACAUUCUACUGUUUUAAGGAAGUCCUUUUGUAUUUGUUACAGAAAUACUUAAUAGAAAAAAAAAUUUUUUUUGCAGUGUUUGAUUGUUGAAAUCUUUGUCUUAUGUUGAAAUGUGUCGACGUUUAAAAAAUGUUUUUAAAAAUCGGCCGAUUUAAGCGCUAAUUGCAGCCGAUUAAUUGGAUGGGUAAAUACCACAAGAAGCAGGAAUGAUAGGACACUUCACACACACUUGUCUUGCUAAAAUUAGUUCAUUUGGCCAAAUUGUCCCUGUCUUAUAAUGCGAGCCAGCCCUCAUCUCACCCUGACUGCUGGCCCAAUGGCGAGUCCAGAUUUUGUGAUGAUGAGGCAACAAUUGGCUGCAUACAGAACACUGAAUCGAAUAAAAGCUAGUACAAACGGCAAAGCCCCCAGCAUGGGUUCUCUUUUCCCUCGUGAAGGCAGCACUUCAACACCAAGCUACCAUUUUAUACUUUUUAGUUACAAAUACAGCAGACAGACUGCAAAUGAAUGCCGCUUGCGUCAAGCGACCACAGGCUGUAGUUUGCUCCCCCCCAUCCAUUUUCAGAAAUAACCAAAUCACAAAAGGUUUAAGAUUUGUUAAACUCCAAUUAUGUGUGUACACCCCUCAAAAGUCACAGCAUUGUAAUAUGUCCCCCUUUAGAUAAUUGUAUGUAGUUGCUAGCUAUAAUCUCAGCGACACAUUUUUUUACAUUCAAUAAAUUUCUGUUUGAUUCCUGUUUAAUGAAUUGUCUUUCUCCUAUUGUAUACUAACCGGCUCGACAUCUGACCUAAAUUGCAGAGCUAACUCAUUUGACAAAUUUGAAAUUCCUUUUCAAAUUUAUAUGUCAUUAAUUCCCCUUUGGAGGUUCCACUGUAGACACAAACCUUUUUUUUUUUAACUCCCUUGAGAUGGAUAACUUAUGCUUAAUUACUAUAAUCGCAUGUGUGGCAAUGCAGCACUGUUGUAGAUAAGAGGAUGACAUGGUGAGCGGGCAUCUUGCAACUAAAGUUGUGUCUGUGUGUGUGUUUAUAACGCCUGUUUACAUCUUUCUAAGAUGAUGCCCACAUCAUGUGAUGA
Messenger RNA from Hippocampus comes (tiger tail seahorse), 5718 nucleotides. It is a transcript of the gene samd4b, whose product is annotated as sterile alpha motif domain containing 4B. Gene Ontology annotation, molecular function: protein binding; mRNA binding; translation repressor activity. Bases 592 to 2607 code for a protein of 671 amino acids. Gene Ontology annotation, cellular component: P-body. Lineage: Eukaryota; Metazoa; Chordata; Actinopteri; Syngnathiformes; Syngnathidae. The record is from RefSeq and is a predicted model, not a curated record. Gene Ontology annotation, biological process: negative regulation of translation; regulation of mRNA stability; nuclear-transcribed mRNA poly(A) tail shortening. The transcript is spliced from 13 exons.